AUGGAGCUCCAGACCCCAACCAUUAUUGACAGCCUGAAGUUGGCUUCUCGCCUUGAACAAAGACCUCACGCCGCAAUAAUUAGCUCGCUUCACUUCCCCAAGCGCCCUUCUGAUUCCACCUUUACUCUAUCAAAGACGUACACGCUCUUUUUGAGCAACUUGACGGCAAAGAUGAGUGGCUCGAAGGAGAUUAAACGCCUGCCAAUAGGUCCGGGAAUUCACCAAUCCAUCCUGCUCGAUGAGUCUCUGCCAGAGGCGGGCCCCAUGAGCCAGUGGAGUUCCAGAGUUGUUUGCGACGGAGGCUCCUCAGAUCCUCUGAAUGUGCCCUCGCACUGGCACAAGUAUCACGAUGAAUACAUGCGUGUCAUCGAGGGUCGACUAGAGGUAACCCUUGAGGGGAAGACAUUCGUAGUCACCCCCAGCGACGGCCAGGUGAAAAUCCCCAAGGGUCAAGCCCAUAGCCUCAAGAGCUUCAAGGGCGAGAGAAUGGUGUUUGAGGAGCGCACCGCUCCACCGGGGGAUUACAAAGCAAAGUUCUUCAAUGAUCUUCUGUCCCAGCCUCUUGACGAGAAUUUCAACGGACUACAUUUUCGAUUCUUCGAUGUUGCAUUCAUCACACUGGUUGGGGGUAUUGCGAAACUCGUCCUGCCCGAGAACAAGCUGAAGCUUCAGUAG
This is a messenger RNA of Diaporthe citri, 675 nucleotides long. RefSeq lists its product as uncharacterized. Lineage: Eukaryota; Fungi; Ascomycota; Sordariomycetes; Diaporthales; Diaporthaceae. The record is from RefSeq and is a predicted model, not a curated record. Bases 1 to 675 code for a protein of 224 amino acids. The transcript is spliced from 6 exons.